AUGCUUCUAUUCGGUGUUGCCGCAGGCUUGCUGGCGCUUGCCCCUGUAGCUCAAGCAAUCCAAAAGCAUCCUUUGCCCAUCAGUGAGCUUGCGAAGCAGAUCCGAGGCAGCGCACCGCGUAUCAAUCUUAGCGCUAGGGAUGAUGACCUCUCAGCGAUUUACCCCGAGUAUAACCUCUCGACGCCAAUUGACCACUUCCAUAACGAUUCCACAUACGAGCCGCACUCCGAUGGAAAGUUCGGCCUCCGAUACUGGUACGACGCGCAAUUUUACAAGCCGGGUGGCCCAGUGAUCGUGCUCGCAGGCGGCGAGACCAGCGGAGCUGAUCGACUACCCUUCCUACAGAAAGGCAUCGUGUAUCAGCUUGCGAAAGCAACAAAUGGGCUCGGCGUCAUUCUCGAGCAUAGAUACUACGGCGACAGCAUUCCCGUAGAGGACUUCAGCACCGAAAACCUGCGCUUCUUAACAACAGACCAGGCUUUGGCGGAUACUGCUUAUUUCGCUAAGAAUGUCAAAUUCGCUGGCUUGGAAGAUGUAGAUCUUAGCCCCGAAAGCACUCCUUGGAUCGCAUACGGUGGCAGCUACGCUGGUGCCUUUGUCGCGUUUCUACGCGUCUUGUAUCCCGAUGUUUACUUCGGCGCCAUCUCAUCGUCCGGGGUGCCCGAGGCAAUUUGGGAUUACUGGAAGUACUUUGAGGCUGCUGCCGUUUACGGUCCACCGGCUUGUGUUGAAACUACCCAGAAGCUUACUCAUGUCGUCGAUAAUAUCCUCAUUGGCAAGAAGGGGUCAGACUCGGUAGCACAGCUUAAAGCAGUAUUUGGACUGCCGAACGUGACCUACGACAAUGACUUUGCUAGCGCGAUCAAUGGUGGCAUUUACGGUCUACAGAGCUUGAACUGGGAUCCUACCCAGAGCAGUGACUCGUUCUUCCAGUACUGCUCAAAUGUCUCUGCGGACACGGUAUUAUACCCCGCCACUGAGGCAAGAAGGGCUUCCGUCGAAGAGUUGAUCACUCUCGGUGGUUAUGAAGAGGAAGUGGAGACCUUAGCAAACCGAUUUCUGAAUUAUAUUGGCUACGUCAACUUAACUUCGGUUUCUAGAUGCAGAGGGUCACAAGACUCAUGCUAUUCCACGCAUGACAGCGAAUUUUACUUGAAAGACGACCUCACCCAGAGCUGGCGGCUGUGGCAAUACCAGGUCUGCACCCAAUGGGGUUAUCUCCAAACCGGAAGCGGUGUUCCGGAAGACCAACUACCUCUGAUCUCGCGCACAAUCGACGUCGAUUACUCGGCUCUUAUCUGCCAAGCAGCCUUCAACCUGACCGAGCCAGCCGAUGUAGAACACAUCAACAAGCUUGGCGGAUUCAACCUCAGUUAUCCGAGACUCGCGUUCGUUGAUGGCGAGUGGGACCCGUGGCGUGCCGCCGGUGUUCACGCGAUCGGUCUCACUGAGAGGCCUAACACGCCAAGCGAGCCCUACAUUUUGAUUGAUCGCGCCGUCCACCACUGGGAUGAGAAUGGUCUUUUCCCUAACGAGACAACUGCGGAUCUCCCGCCUCUUCCUGUCGCAGAUGCUCAGAAGCAAAUUGCGACAUUUGUGCAACAAUGGGUGCAAGAAUUCACUGGUAAAUAUUAG
Molecule: messenger RNA, 1635 nt
Organism: Hypoxylon fragiforme
Lineage: Eukaryota; Fungi; Ascomycota; Sordariomycetes; Xylariales; Hypoxylaceae
Product: peptidase S28
Exons: 4
Coding region: 1-1635 (544 amino acids)
Biological process (GO): proteolysis
Molecular function (GO): dipeptidyl-peptidase activity; serine-type exopeptidase activity
Source: RefSeq, a predicted model, not a curated record